AAAAUCUCAUGUUAUUAUAAACUAAUUUAUUUAAUAAAUAAAUUGUUAUACAUUUUUUAAUUUUAUAUAAUCGCACACACUGAGAACAGUGUCGUUUACGUUAUCUAAAGAAUAGCAGAAAAGCUACAAAAGAAUAUUCUACUUGUCUCAGAGAAGCUAUUCUUUAUUAUAUUCAUGUAAUCCCUAAAAUUACUUUUCUAUAACGUAAAAAGUACAAUAAAAUAGCUUGACCAUUUAUUUGCGUCGUUGAAAAUCUUUUGGACAUUUUCCUAGGGGAAUUACAUUUGCACUUAGAGUGCACAGCAAGUCUUGUUCCUAUUCCUAGGUAUCUUGUUCUGCGUUGAUGCAAACAGAACGUUUUACAAUUGCGUUUCUUGCAAUUGUAUAAAAAUAUAAAGAACGUCAUUUAAUUUUUUAUAUUAAAAAUGGGAGAUCUUCGACGAAAAGUAUUACAAACUUUUAAGAAAUUACAUCGUACUAGAAUGAAUACCUUUAAUGGUGAUGAACGUGCGUUAAAAGUUAUAAGGCACAAAAUAAAUACGGAGUAUAAGAAAUUUAAACAUGUCACAAACAAGGUCGCUAUUGAAGAGUUAAACAAAUUUGCAGAAGAAGUAGAAUAUGAAAUACGAACAACGGUAGUUCAAGCAAUUCAAACAGAACCUGGGAAAUUCAGGGAUACAGCUUUAGUGGAUAAUGUACCCUAUAAGGAUGAGAAAACAGAUCAAGUGACAGACAAUAAACACAGUGAUAAAAGUAGUAACUGUUUAUGCUCAAAUACUUCUACUUCAAAAGACAAGUAUCCGUCAAACAAAAAUGAGAUAAAAAGUCAGCAGUAUUAAUUGGGAUUCAUUUUGAUAAGAGAAGUCAAGAGCUUCUUUCCGUUUUGUAAGAUCUUAUCUUAAAGAUCAAAACAUAUAAACACUUGAAAUUUUAAGAUCCGAUUUCCGGUGUGUACUAUCAAAUAAUUACGAGCAUAUGAUAUACAGACUAGAUACUACUUUAUGAAUGUAGUUAGGAAGCAAAUGAAGAAACCUGGAUUAAAACAAUGAAACUCCAUCCAGGUGGUUGAAGGAUUCUUAUAGACAUAUAGAAAUCUUUCUUAAAAAAUCAUUACUGUUUAUGAUCUUAGUGCAUCUAGACAAAUUAAAUCUAUAUUUUUACUUUGGAAUGAUAAGAAGACUUCAGAGAGCAUCUAAUGUUCAUGAUAUUACAGAAGGAGUCUCUGCUGCAAGGAUAAAGAAACAUUUCUCUAACUGUUCAUAUGAUGUCAUUUAAGAAGUUAAAUAACACAUAACAGGAUAUCAUAUCAGUAUACACGAGGAAGACGUGUCUUCC
Molecule: messenger RNA, 1335 nt
Organism: Megachile rotundata (alfalfa leafcutting bee)
Lineage: Eukaryota; Metazoa; Arthropoda; Insecta; Hymenoptera; Megachilidae
Product: peroxiredoxin-6
Biological process (GO): cell redox homeostasis; mitochondrial respiratory chain complex III assembly; cellular oxidant detoxification
Cellular component (GO): mitochondrion; cytosol; mitochondrial matrix
Molecular function (GO): peroxiredoxin activity; protein folding chaperone
Source: RefSeq, a predicted model, not a curated record